CUCUCUCUCUCUCUCUCUUUCUCUUUCUCUCUCUCUCUCUCUCUCUCUCCCUUCUCUGUCUCUCCCGCCAUAGCUAUGGCGACCGAGAAGAUGCUUUACACCAAUCCAGAAACAUUUCAUAUCCACAAGGUUUGAUAAAUUCGUAGCUGGAGUGUGAGUAUUAUCACAGCUCACCAAUGGGGAAGAACUUGCGUCACAAAGUUACUUGCUCCCCAAUCCAGAACCAUCCUGGAUUCAUGUGGGGACUGUUUGACAUUCUUAAGCACAACCAUUGGCGUUACAUCAAGAAACGACUUCCUCACAAAAGACCCAUUUGUAGAAGAAGUGCUGGAACAGAAAACGAAGUAAAUAACACAUGUCCAUCACCAAACGGCAUUCCCGUACCCAAAAGCAAGGUGGAAGAUACAAUAAAUGUAGACUCUGGGCAAAGACCAAAGAAGCCUAGUUCUGCAGUAAAAUCCAAAGAGUCUAAGUCAGGGGGGAAAACAAAAAAGCAACAUAAUUCAGAGGAGAAGUCCAAGAAACUCAAUUCAGAAGAGAAGUCGAGAAAAACACAUUCAGAGAUCAAAAGGUCUGUGAAAGCUUUGAUUAAGGCACUUGUAAUAGAGGACAAGUCAAAGUCAAAGAAGAAAGGUCGUCAUCACAGAAGCUCUACUUACCCUGUCCAGUCAAACCCAAAAGAGAAGGAGUCAUUGAGUGAGGUCGAAUCUUCUGAUAAGAAUUCCUCAAACGGUGAUGAGCGUAACAGAGUCUUUAACAAGACAAUUGGCAUUUCACCCGCGAUUGGUUCGCUGAACCCGCUCUAUCUCAUGUCCGAGGAAUCAAGCAACAGUGACAGCGAAGAAUUUAGGUUAGAGAACACUCCAGCUAUUGAUACUGAUGAAAACAAAUCAGAUUUUGAAGAAAGUGAUUCCAAGAAGAAUGAGAAGAACGAUGAGGAGGAAGCUUGGUUCGAUCCAAAGUUGAGAAAUACUAAAGAAUUCUCGGAGAAUGAGGAUGAUACAUCACCUAGACGGUCAAAAGCAUGUCUUGAUGCUCUCAAUUUGAUACACAUGAAUAGAAACUUCUUGUUAAAAGUUUUGCAGGAUCCGGGUUCUCCGUUAGCCCGGCAUUUCCAGAGCCAACAAUCUUUUAGCUCCAAAACAAUUACAAAAGCCGGAUCCUUUCCUACUCAUGGCAGCAAUAGAGAGGAUCAUAAUAAUGGUUUUGAAUCGGUGGGAGAUAUCGAAAAAAAACCAGCAUCUCCUUCCAUAGCUGCAGAACACAGAGCAGAUGGGAUUCAGAAGUUAAAUGAAUCAAUGGUGAAUUUUUCUGAUGAAGAUUUAUCUGGUUUUGGUUACGCGAGGAAGCGAGGAAAGAACCAAGUGGUGAUCAAACGUUUCAAGGAUCUAAGACAGAAGAUAAAGCAUGUGAUUAACGAGAACAAGAACGAGAAACACCGUAUCACCAUGGAUGCUGUUUUGGACAAAGUACCCCGAAAGUAUGGAUUUUCGAAAGAUUUGGGGGACGACAUUUUCACUCACUUAAAAGGAAAGUCUGCUUCUAAGAACAACAUAGCAGAAGGCACAAAACUGAAGCAAAUAAGAAGAACAUCGUCGUUGUGUGGAUCGCUUGAUAGAUAUCUUCAGCUGUAUGAAAGUAGCCUCCAAAGAGAAGCGAAGAGUAUCAAUACCUCAGAGAAAUCAAAGGUGGAGUCUGAAGAAUCGGUGUUGCCUUCUAAGAGAGUUCCUAAAAUCUUGGGGAGGAUUCUUUCAUUACCUGAAAUGAAAUCUCCGUAUGCUUUUAAGAUUGAGGACCUUCCUGGCCAGUUCGCAACUUCAAGUAGAUCAAUCGAGCAAGAGAAAGGUGGUUUGGAAGACAUUUUAGAGAUCUCAGAAGAGCACUCUCAGUCUUCAGAACAUGAAAUACUAGAGACCGUAGAGGAUCCUCUGUCUUCUAAUGCGAAAAAUCCUACUUUGAUGAUCGAGGUAGAACAUGACAGAGAAAUCUCUACGCUUGAUGUGGAACCGGAAACAAAAUCUUUGAACGAAUCAUUAGGCGACAGUCCUACUUUUGAUGAAAAUGCUUCUGAAGCUCCCAUCCCACGAGAAUCGGAGACGCAACAGGAUCCAGACACAGAGACUGUCUCAAGAAGCAAACAUUUAGAAAUCAUAGCAGCAGCAGAAGCCAUGGACGAAGUCCUCCAGAUAGAAGCACAAGAUAAAGUGAAAUUCAACUAUGUAAGAGACAUUCUCGAGAUCUCAGGUUUCAACGCACCCGAAUCGCUCUCCAUGUGGCAAUCAGAUUACCAGCCGCUAGAUCCAUUAGUAUACGAAGAAGCCACAACAACAAAAGGUUGUAUGAUCCAAGAUCCAGAAUGUUCAACAAACCAAGAAGGCGGCGGUAAUUGCAACCACUUACUUCUCUUUGAUCUAAUCAACGAGGUACUAAUCGAAAUCUACGAAAGGUCUUACCACUAUUGUCCCAAACCUUUAUCAUCACUAUGUAGAAUCCAUCCAAUGUCAGUGGGGUAUAGUGUUUUGAAGGAGGUUUGGGUUAGAAUAAGCUGUUACUUGCGUUACAAGCCACAUGACGAGCAAUCGUUUGAUAAGAUAAUGAGUAGGGAUUUGUCGAGAGACGAUGGAUGGAUGGAUCUGCAGUUUGAGAGUGAAUGUGUUGGGAUUGAAGUUGAGGAUUUGAUCUUUGAGGAGCUUCUAGAAGAAUUGCUUGUAUCGGGAUAAGGGGGCAUUCAAGAACUCGAAUCGUUUCUUCAUUUUUUUAAAAAAUUUUGUUGUCGUUUUGCUUGGAGUUUAAGGUACAUAAAAGAGAAAAGGAUGAUUUUUGACUUUUUGUAUGAGUUUUUUUUUUUUUGGUUUGUGAUGGAAUUGAGUGUAAAGGAUAUUGUAGAUGGAAUAAUGUGUAUGAG
Eutrema salsugineum is the source of this 2905-nucleotide messenger RNA. RefSeq names its product protein TRM32. The transcript is spliced from 5 exons. The coding region runs from base 177 to 2720 and encodes 847 amino acids. NCBI's taxonomy places the organism in Eukaryota, Viridiplantae, Streptophyta, Magnoliopsida, Brassicales, Brassicaceae. The record is from RefSeq and is a predicted model, not a curated record.